AUGGAACCAAAGAAUGAGAACAUAGAAGGUGCCGAAAGUAUGAAAGUGGUAAAGCAAAAGAAGCUUGGUGGGAUCAAAACCAUGCCCUUUAUCCUCGCAAAUGAGAUAUGUGACAGAUUCGCUGCAACUGGUUUCCAAGCCAAUUUACUAACAUACUUGACCCAACAACUCAACAUGCCAUUGGUUAACGCAUCCAACACACUCACUAACUUCGGCGGCCUGUCAAGUUUAAUGCCCAUCAUCGGUGCACUCGUCGCCGACUCUUUCGCCGGUCGUUACUGGACCAUCAUCAUUGCCUUGCUCAUUUACGAGCUGGUUCAUUUCCUAUCAAUCCGGAAUGAUCAUCAUUACAAUAUCAGCAGUCUUGCCUCAGUUCCGGCCACCACAAUGUCCGACACAAGUCAACUGCCAGGAAGCGUCAUCAUCUCAACUAUAGAUCAACUUGACAUAUCCAAAUUGAAAACUCAAGCGAAAACAACCUGGAAUUUCUUCAACUGGUACUACUUUUUCUUGUCGCUAGCAAGUCUAUCUGCUCUUACGGUGGUUGUGUACAUCCAAGAUAGUGUGAGUUGGGGUUGGGGACUUGGUAUUCCAACGAUAGCAAUGGGUAUUGCGUUCAUAGCAUUUUUAGUAGGCUCUUCACUAUAUCAGAAAAUAAAACCAGAAGGAAGCCCAUUUGUUAGACUUGCUCAAGUGAUAGCUGCUGCAGUAAAGAAAAGGAAGUCCGGGGUUCUAACUGAUGAUACUCUUCUUUAUGAAAACAAAGAGCUUGAUGCGAGUAUCUCUAAGGAUGGACGACUUGUUCAUACCAAUCAAUUGAGGUGGUUUGAUAAAGCUGCCAUAAUUACCGAGAAAGACACCGACUUUUCAAACUUGCCAAAUCUCUGGCAAAUCGCUACUGUACAUAGAGUCGAAGAACUAAAGUCCAUGAUUCGCUUGUUGCCAAUCAUAUCAACAGGAAUAAUAUAUGUGAUGGCGUAUUCCCACCAAGGUAGCUUCACCCUCACACAAGCUCGCACCAUGGACCGCCACCUCUCCGCCUCAUUGCAAAUACCUCCGGCGAGCAUGGCUGUCUUUGGUGUCCUCGCUACCCUUGUAACCCUAGCCUUAUACGACCGUGUAUUUGUCCCCUUUGCAUAUCGCUUCACAAAAAACCCUUCAGGAAUCACAUGUUUACAAAGAAUCGGCGUGGGAUUCGUCAUAAACAUUUUUGCAACGUUCGUUGCAUUUUUUGUGGAAGUAAAAAGAAAACAAGCAGCGAGGGAUCAUAACUUGCUCGACAAGCCAACUGAAACCAUACCCAUAAGUGUGUUUUGGUUAAUUCCCCAGUAUUCACUUCAUGGUGUGGCUGAAGCGAUGUUUAACGUUGGUAAACUUGAGUUUCUUUAUGGUCAGUCGCCAGAAAGUAUGAAAAGCACGGCGUUGGCUCUUUACUGGAGUGCUGUUGCUCUUGGACAAUAUGCAGGGACAUUAAUGGUGACCAUGGUUCAUAAGUGCACUAAUAAAAAUGGCAGAAAUUGGCUGCCUGAUCGGAAUUUGAACAGAGGUAGAUUGGAAUAUUACUACAUGUUAGUAAGUGGGAUUCAAGUUUUAAACCUUUUUUAUUAUUUUACAUGCGCAUGGUUUUAUACUUAUAAGCCACUGGAAGAGCCUGUAAAAAAUAAAGAAGAUGGAGACGUGGAGUUGAUCGUAGGUAUCUAA
This is a messenger RNA of Lactuca virosa, 1701 nucleotides long. NCBI's taxonomy places the organism in Eukaryota, Viridiplantae, Streptophyta, Magnoliopsida, Asterales, Asteraceae. The record is from the annotation of a GenBank genome assembly.